Molecule: messenger RNA, 891 nt
Organism: Orbicella faveolata
Lineage: Eukaryota; Metazoa; Cnidaria; Anthozoa; Scleractinia; Merulinidae
Product: heme-binding protein 2-like
Source: RefSeq, a predicted model, not a curated record
CACGAAAUUUCGUAUCUGCAGAGUUGACUUCGGUUGUAACUGUUCUCAGUGUGAGCGAAUUGACUAUAGUCAGUUAUGAAAGAGAACGAGUUAAAUUUAUUGCAGAGGCAUUUCAGAUUCAAGGAGAUGCAGAUCACACUCGCUGUUCUAGCACUUGUGGCACUGUCUUUUGGUGAAGCCAAACCAAUCUUGGAAGAACCCAAAUUCUGCAACGAUCUUGAAUGCCCGCACUUUAACACCAUCAAUAAGACUGACAAAUAUGAAGUCCGUUCCUAUCCAACGCCCUACAAGUGGGUGUCAACAGUAGUAGCAGGUUAUGAAUAUGACGAAGCAGUUAGAAUGGGUUUUAUGCGCCUGUUCAAGUACAUUGAGGGUGCAAACGUGAAAAAGAUGAAGAUCCCCAUGACGGUGCCAGUUGCUGUGGAAAUUCAGCCAGGGCAGGGUCCCUUCUGCAAAAAUAAUUUCACUAUCAACUUUUUCGUUCCUUUUGAGGAUCAAGCUGAUCCAGCAGCCCCCACUGAGGAAGAUGUUUUUAUCUCAACCUUACCAGCGAUCACUGCUUAUGUUAAGGUGUAUGGUGGUUACUCGAACCUUGAUCUUGUUCAGAAGUAUUCCGAAGAGUUGGGCGAGGACCUUGUUAAAGAUGGGCUUGGUGACACGUUCAGAAAGGAUGUGUUUUUCACUGCUGGCUACAACAGCCCUUUUAAACCGAUAAAUCGCCAUAAUGAGAUCUGGUAUCUCAGGAAAGAUUCUGUUGCCAAACCUAUCCUAGUCUAAAUAAAACUGAUUGAACUGUUUCACGCUACAGCGAACUUUGUAGAAACCGGUAUUUCAACAAAGUGUAACAUAGCAUCAAAAAAGUAAUUAAAACUCUUGUAUUCCUUGUCUACA